This is a messenger RNA of Cataglyphis hispanica, 1753 nucleotides long. RefSeq names its product TGF-beta-activated kinase 1 and MAP3K7-binding protein 1-like. Gene Ontology annotation, molecular function: protein serine/threonine phosphatase activity. The transcript has 7 exons. Bases 134 to 1363 code for a protein of 409 amino acids. Gene Ontology annotation, biological process: protein dephosphorylation. The record is from RefSeq and is a predicted model, not a curated record. NCBI's taxonomy places the organism in Eukaryota, Metazoa, Arthropoda, Insecta, Hymenoptera, Formicidae.
AUAUAUAUAUAUAUAUAUAUAUAUAUAUCUUUAGACAAGUUUUCACUGCUUCAAUUCGUUCGAUGUUUUCAAGACCAUGCUAAAUAAUUUGUCUAUCAAGUUUUGUUAAUUACAAAUUGAAGUAAGAAAAAUAAUGUCUGCAGGAAUAGAACGUCCAGCUUCGAUGCUCUUUCAGGAUAGUCAAUAUAAUUGGACGGAUGAUUUGCCAGUCUGCAAACAAUCUGGAGUAGGCUUUUCUACUAAUCAGAUUUAUCGAGAAGAUGGAUAUCGACAAGAGGAGCAUCCAUUUGAGGAUCGCAGUUUUCAUUGCAGAUAUGACGACACUACAUUUCUUUAUGCGGUAUUUGAUGGUCAUGAAGGCACUAAAGCAGCCAAUUUUGCUAUGCAAAGAGUGGCUGCAGAAAUCUUACUUGGGCAAUUGAAUGGUAAAUCAAGUGAUGAGGAAGUGAAGGAAGUUCUUCGACAGGCAUUUAUAGCAGUUGAAAAAGGAUAUCUGGAAUCAAUUGGUGAUUUGUUAGCGGAACGGGCUAGUCUACAGUUUGACAUACCUGAUGGACUUAAUUCUUAUGAGACCUAUCAAAAAUUUCCAGACUUGGUUGACAAGCUAAAUGCGAUAAAUUGCGAACUGUCAUCUGGAACCAGCGCUGUGGUUGCCUUAGUUUAUAGAGGAAAACUGUAUGUCGCGAAUGUGGGUGAUAGCAGGGCACUAUUGUGCAAAACAGACAGCAAUCAAGUUUUACGAGUCAUACAAUUAAGCGUGGAUCAUGAUUUGAGGAACGAAGACGAGCUUUUGAGAUUAUCGCAACUAGGCUUGGACACUGAAUCAAUCAGGCAAGGUUCUCAUCUUGGAAAUCAGGAGAACACGCGCUGCCUUGGCAACUAUCUUGUCAAGGGAGGAUACAGAGAGUUUGAAGAGUUAGCAGCUUCUGUGGCGGAACCGAUUAUUGCCGAACCGGAGAUUCAUGGUAGUAUUGAGCUGGACGAUUCCUGCAGAUUUCUAUUGCUCAUGUCACGCGGCCUGUACAAAUCGUUAGAGGAAGCGACCGGUACCGAUCAAGUCAACAAGGAAUUAGCUUUGAUAGCCGUCGAACAGUUUCGAGUACAAUCAACUUUAACCGGCGUCGCCCAGGCGGUGGUCGACAAAGUUGUGAGAAUCCAUCAUGAUGUGAAUAUGAGUAACACGCAAAACACCAUGAUCACCAGUAAACGUGACGACAUAACUCUCCUGUACAGACCGCGCCGAUCAGUAUACCGGACGAGGAUCUCUCAAGUACUAGCACCGGCAUCACCGAUGAUAACUUUAACACAUCGACGACUGAGACAUCAACGACGUCGGACAUGUAUCAGCCUGGUGCCAGAAUAACAGACCGAAAUGCCAGAAUCAAGCCUUAUGUAGAUUUCUCGGAGUAUUAUGAGAACGUUGAGAAGAGAAGAAAAGAGGGAACUCUGCCGGAAGGUAUAGAUUUCUAACAUGUUUAGUUUAUUUCUUGUAAAUAAGUAAUAAUAUUUAAACUGGCUAGAUUGAUAUUGCAAUCAUUUAACAUAUAGCAUGAACAUUUCUAUGAUUGCAAUAUGUAUAUUUUUAAUGAACUUCUGAACAAAAAUUCAUUUAUAUAUUAAAGAAUAAAAUUUAUAACACAACAUCACAAGUCUUUUCAGCAAAAUAUAUUUAUGAUUUUUCCAUAAAUUUACUUAAUACUUAAUUUUCACUUAAUUUAAUUAAAAUGUUUGUUAUGUUUCAAAGAUAAUACUA